Molecule: messenger RNA, 2838 nt
Organism: Bactrocera oleae (olive fruit fly)
Lineage: Eukaryota; Metazoa; Arthropoda; Insecta; Diptera; Tephritidae
Product: peptidylprolyl isomerase domain and WD repeat-containing protein 1
Biological process (GO): protein peptidyl-prolyl isomerization
Molecular function (GO): protein binding; peptidyl-prolyl cis-trans isomerase activity
Source: RefSeq, a predicted model, not a curated record
AUCAUAUAAUUUGCAUCCAUAAAAGUUUCCCAAACGAAAAUGAACAAAUAAAUAUUCAUGCAAUGUUUUUCUCUUUUGAAGUUGUAAACAAUAUUAAUUAUUAGAGUUCUCUUAUUUGCCUUAGACAAAAUAAAAAAAAAAACCAAAUACUUGUUGGGGGUAUUUUUUCAACAGCUGUUUUCAUGCUCAAUUUAGCAAGUUUUGAUGUCAGUUGGACAUAGAAAAGUGAUUGCUAGACAAAAGUAUUUAUUUUUUAGUUAAUUAAAAUAAUUAUAAUUUGGCAUCACAUAAGUAUUUUUUCGAAAUGUCAGCCACAGGUGAUAGGAAACGUAACGCCUCUGAAGAACGUGAAAAAAAUGAACCCAAAGAUAUUGUCGUGGCCAAUGAUGACAAUGAUGAUGAUGAUGAUGCUUGGAUUGGCCCUAUGCCAGAAGAGCAAUCAGCUGCAUCGAAGCCGAAGAAACGCAAGGUUUUACCAUAUGAAAAAGUGUAUUUGGAGAACCUUCCCAAUGCUGAGAGCUAUGAAAAAAGUUAUAUGCACCGCGAUAUAAUAACACACGUGGUGAGCACCAAGACAGAGUUCAUAGUCACUGGCAGCUAUGAUGGGCACAUAAAAUUUUGGAAAAAAAUGGAGGAGGGUAUCGAAUUCGUAAAACAUUUUCGAAGUCACUUGAUGCCAAUACACUCCUUAACAACCAACGCAAGUGGUACACUGCUGUGCUCAGCUUCUGCAGACAAAUGUGCAAAAAUAUUCGAUGUGGUAAAUUUCGAUAUGAUAAAUAUAAUUAAGUUGGGUUUUACCCCACUAUGCACAGAAUGGAUACAUUCCUCCGGUGAUGCCGUUCAUACUUUGGCAGUUUCAGAUAAAGAUAGCAACAAGAUCGUUAUAUAUGAUGGCCAAGGUAAUGGCGACGUGUUAAAAAUUCUGGAAAAGCUGCACUCUUCACCUGUAGUGGCAAUGUGUUACAACUUGCCGUUUGAAACUGUAAUAUCGGUUGACAAAAAUGGUAUACUAGAGUAUUGGCAAAACUCUAAACAUGACUAUAAAUUUCCACAAAAACUUGUAGCGUUCGAGUCGAAGCUAGACACAAGCUUAUUCGAGUUUGCGAAAAACAAAGCCUUAGUCACUGGUCUUGCGGUAUCGCCAGAAGGUCGCCGAUUCGCUACUAUAUCAAAUGAUCGAAAAGUAAGAGUGUUCCAAUUUAACACCGGCAAAUUAAUACGUGUAUUAGAUGAAGCAUUGACUACAUAUACACAAAUGCAGCAAACACCGCAUGCAUUACCUAAUAUGGAGUUUGGUAGAAGGAUGGCUGUGGAAAGGGAUUUGGAUAAGUCUGAGUUUAGUACAAACAACAAUAUACUCUUCGAUGUCAGUGGACAUUUUAUAAUGUAUCCCACCAUGUUAGGCAUUAAAGUAAUUAACAUUGACACAAAUAGAUGUGUUUCUAUUUUAGGGAAAACAGAUAAUAUACGUCCAUUACAUAUAGCUUUAUUCCAGGGUAAGGCGAAAAAAUCUAAAGCAGCUAUAACUAUGGAACAGGAGGCUAGCGAUAAUCCUACCUUGCAAUCAAUAGCCAAUGAUCCUACUAUGUUUUGCGCAGCAUAUAAAAAAUCGCGCUUUUAUCUAUACAGUCGUCGAUUGCCAUCCGAUUUACAAGAUGUUGAUCGUGACGUAUUUAAUGAAAAACCAUCGAAAGAAGAUAUUAUUGCAGUGCCAGAAGGACAAGGUACACAACGUGUUUACGAAAACGCUAUUUUGCACACAACAGUGGGCGAUAUACAUAUGAAACUAUUCUUUAAGGAAUGCCCUAAGACUGUUGAGAAUUUUUGUGUUCAUUCCAAAAAUGGCUACUUUAAUGGUCACAUCUUUCAUCGUGUUAUAAAAGGCUUCAUGGUGCAAACGGGGGAUCCUACAGGCACAGGAACUGGAGGCAAAUCAAUAUGGGGGCAUGAUUUCAAAGAUGAGUUCGUACCAAGUCUCAAACACGAUCGUCCUUAUACUGUUAGUAUGGCAAAUGCUGGCCCCAACACCAAUGGCAGUCAGUUCUUUAUCACAGUUUUACCGACGCCAUGGCUAGAUAACAAACAUACGGUGUUUGGUCGGGUAUUUCGUGGUAUGGAAGUUGUACAAAAUAUUUGCAAUGCAAAAGCAAAUCCUAAAACGGAUAAACCUUAUGACGACAUCAAAAUCAUAUCAAUUCGAUUAAGUAAUUAAUAAUUUCGAAAACAUUGAGAUUCGUGUGGUUAUUUUAUCAAUAGAUAUAUAUCCCCUGAACAGAGUGUAUUAAGUUUGUCAAGAAGUUUCUAAUGCCCAGAAGGAACACCCGUCUGCCUGUCGGUCUGUAUAUACGCGAAUUAGUCCCUCGGUUUUUAAGAUAUCGAACUGUAAUGAAACGUUCUUUUCUCCACAAAAAGCUGCACAUUUGCCAGAACCGCCGAUAUCGGACCACUAUAGCAUAUAACUGAAUGAUCAAAAUGAAGUUCUUAUUCGGAAAGCUACUUAUUUGUGAAGGGUUCGAUGAAACUGCAGCUAACACUUUUUCUUAUUUUCCUCGAACUUACCACCAAAUUUAUGUUUAAAUAAAAACAAACCUUUUUAAUUAGUGUUAUAUUUAAAGUUCUCGUAUAUUAAUGUAUUGCAAAUAAACUUACGUAUGUACGUUGAACAUACACCUAUGAAUACAUAUUUACAAUAUAUAAAUAGAACAAAAAAUUUUGUUUAUAUAUGAGUAUAAUACCGUAAUAGCUGCAAUUACACAAAAUUUAUUAUAGCCAGACAUUUAUUUGUAAACGUUUAAAGCCAAUUUUACAAAUAAAAUACAUUUAUUACAUUUUCAA